CUCUACCGCCACCCCCGCGGAUGCUUAUCUGUGAAUGCAUUUAUUUCACGCACCCGUUCAGAAGCGCCCGUAGAUUUGUGGAGAGAGAAGCCUCAUAGACGGUGGGAAAAAGGGGGCCUUUUUCAUGAGUUUUGGGGGAUUUCUCGAUACUAAUAGCGGUGGUGGCGGCGGCGGUGCUAGAAUCGUCGCCGAUAUCCCUUACAAUAACAACAGCAACAUGCCCAGUGGUGCAAUCUCUCAGCCGCGCCUCGUCUCUCCUUCUCUCGCGAAGUCCAUGUUCAACUCUCCUGGCCUCUCCCUUGCCCUUCAAACGAGUAUGGAGGGUCAAGGCGAGGCAACGAGAAUUCCUGAGCACUAUGAAGCGAAUAAUGUUGGCAGAAGAAGCAGAGAAGAAGAUCACGAGAGCAGAUCUGGGAGCGAUAACAUGGAGGGAGCGUCCGGCGACGAUCAAGAAGGCGCCGACAAGCCGCCGAGGAAGAAGAGAUACCACCGGCACACUCCACAACAAAUUCAGGAGCUGGAGGCUCUCUUCAAGGAGUGUCCUCAUCCCGAUGAGAAGCAAAGGUUGGAGCUCAGUAAAAGGCUUUGCUUGGAGACAAGGCAAGUUAAGUUUUGGUUUCAAAAUCGGAGGACCCAAAUGAAGACCCAACUGGAGCGGCAUGAGAACUCUAUUCUCAGGCAAGAAAAUGAUAAGCUUCGAGCUGAAAACAUGUCGAUUAGAGAAGCGAUGAGGAACCCGAUUUGCACCAACUGUGGUGGUCCAGCAAUAAUUGGUGACAUAUCUCUGGAGGAGCAGCAUCUUAGGAUUGAGAAUGCGCGGCUAAAGGAUGAGUUAGAUCGAGUUUGUGCUCUUGCCGGCAAGUUCUUGGGCCGCCCCAUUUCGUCCUUGGCCACUUCAAUUACCCCGGCAAUGCCAAACUCGAGCUUGGAACUUGGCGUUGGGAGCAAUGGCUUUGGUGGGCUAAGUACUGUUGCAACAACUUUGCCUUUGGGACCUGAUUUUGGUGUUGGGAUUUCGAAUGCUUUAGCAGUGGUGCCUCCAGCCAGGCCUUCAACCGGUGUCCCUGGUAUCGAGAGGUCUCUGGAGAGAUCUAUGUAUUUGGAGAUAGCUUUGGCUGCCAUGGAUGAAUUGGUUAAGAUGGCUCAGACUGAUGAGCCCCUUUGGUUCAGGAGCUUCGAAGGAGGGAGGGAGAUAAUGAACCAUGAGGAGUACUUGAGGACCUUCACUCCUUGCAUUGGCUUGAAACCAAAUGGCUUUGUCACCGAGGCUUCAAGAGAGACUGGUAUGGUUAUAAUAAACAGUUUGGCUCUUGUGGAGACAUUGAUGGACUCGAAUCGAUGGGUCGAAAUGUUCCCUUGUAUGAUUGCCAGAGCUACUACCACUGAUGUAAUUUCCAGUGGCAUGGGAGGAACCAGAAAUGGUGUACUUCAGCUGAUGCACGCCGAGCUGCAAGUUCUUUCGCCAUUGGUUCCAGUCCGCGAGGUCAAUUUCCUUCGCUUCUGCAAACAGCAUGCGGAGGGAGUGUGGGCUGUGGUUGAUGUGUCGAUCGAUAGCAUCCGCGAAACUUCAGGUGCACCGACAUAUGUGGACUGCCGGAGGCUUCCUUCUGGAUGCGUGGUACAGGAUAUGCCUAAUGGGUACUCCAAGGUUACAUGGGUAGAGCACGCAGAGUACGACGAGAGCAUUAUUCACCAUCUCUAUCACCCCUUGGUCGGUGCCGGAAUGGGGUUCGGCGCCCAGAGGUGGGUGGCCACCCUUCAACGCCAGUGCGAAUGCCUAGCCAUCUUGAUGUCGUCGACCGUACCAACGAGGGAUCAUACUGCCAUAACGGCGAGCGGGCGGCGGAGCAUGCUGAAGCUGGCGCAGCGGAUGACGAACAACUUCUGCGCCGGCGUCUGCGCCUCGACGGUGCACAAAUGGAACAAGCUGUCGGCCAGCAACGUGGACGAGGACGUCCGGGUCAUGACCCGGAAGAGCGUGGACGAUCCCGGCGAGCCCCCGGGCAUCGUGCUCAGCGCCGCGACCUCGGUCUGGCUGCCGGUUUCACCACAGAGGCUGUUCGACUUCCUGCGGGAUGAACGACUUAGAAGCGAAUGGGACAUCUUGUCCAACGGUGGCCCCAUGCAGGAAAUGGCUCACAUCGCCAAAGGCCAGGACCAUGGCAACUGCGUUUCCCUCCUCCGCGCCAGCGCCAUGAACGCCAACCAGAGCAGCAUGCUCAUCCUCCAGGAAACCUGCAUCGAUGCCGCCGGCUCGCUCGUCGUCUACGCGCCGGUUGACAUCCCGGCGAUGCACGUCGUCAUGAACGGAGGCGAUUCCGCCUACGUGGCCCUGCUGCCGUCCGGUUUCGCCAUCGUGCCGGAUGGCCCGGGCUCCCGCGGGGCGGCGGCCGACAACGUGGCCAACGGCGGCGCCGCGCAUCGCAUCGGCGGCGGGUCGCUGCUGACGGUGGCGUUCCAGAUCCUGGUGAACAGCCUGCCGACGGCGAAGCUAACAGUGGAGUCGGUGGAGACGGUGAACAAUCUCAUAUCCUGCACCGUCCAGAAGAUCAAAGCUGCUCUUCAGUGCGAAAGCUGAUCGCCGGGUCAAGUCAGACUGGCGUGCCGGAUGAACCACCGUAUGCCGUAUGCCGUAUGGACAUGUUUGAUGAAUUUCAUUUAUUAUUGUUAUUAUUAUUAUUAUGUUUUUUUUUUUUUUUUUUUGUGGGUUUUUAGAGUGGUGGGGGGGGGGGGGGGGAGUGGGAGGAAAUUUGCUGUGUAAUAGUGAUAUGUUGGGUUGCGAGUCAAGAACGAACCGCAAGUGUGGUCAAAAUCCUUGCAGGCGCGGUAAUAGCAAAACGCUGACCGAGUGUGACUCAGAAGAAGGGGGGUACGCGUAAUGCAAGGGUGGUGGUUCGGGUAUUGACUCAGUUCGACCCGGCGAGUUGGAUCAAGUUCUGGUACUCUUAGCUACUUAGUAGUUUGCUGCUGCUGCUGCUGCUGCAUGGUGAUGAGAGAGGGAGGGAGUCAAACCUGGCCGACUCUUUUUUAUCUUUUAUUUUGUUGAUUUGACUCAAAUAUUUUGAAAUGCCUUUUUGUUAAUUUUGACUAAUUAAUUUGGCCUC
Diospyros lotus (date-plum) is the source of this 3104-nucleotide messenger RNA. RefSeq names its product homeobox-leucine zipper protein ANTHOCYANINLESS 2-like. Gene Ontology annotation, molecular function: DNA-binding transcription factor activity, RNA polymerase II-specific; DNA binding; lipid binding. The transcript is spliced from 10 exons. The coding region runs from base 125 to 2578 and encodes 817 amino acids. The record is from RefSeq and is a predicted model, not a curated record. Gene Ontology annotation, biological process: regulation of DNA-templated transcription. Lineage: Eukaryota; Viridiplantae; Streptophyta; Magnoliopsida; Ericales; Ebenaceae.